ACAAAACUCUUCCCGCUUUGGACUAUGAUAAUCAAAUCUUGUUGUCUACAGAUAGCAUUGUUGUUUCUUCAUGCUCCACACAUCCAUGGCCGAAAAGAUAAACCCCACAAUCUCACGUGGACAAAAUGCUACCUCUGCUGACACUAACAGUGAAAAAAAAGCACACUUCCCCAUAAAACAACGAACCUGCUACAGCUUCAAGCAAAAAAUACUCAUCAAUGGCGUCUCUAUUUUCCCCUUCUCCUACUGCUGCAACAACUUUCCAUCAAGACCCUAACCUCAUUUGCUACUCACCCUUAAGACCCAUUUCAAAAAGCUACCAUUUUUGGUCUUGUACUAACCAUUCCAAGAGAAACAACACCAUUACUUGCAGCUCCUUUGUUGAUGAAAUUUCUGUUAGUUUGGACAAUUCUUUGUCUCAAUUCCCAGUUUUUCAAUCUGGGUAUGCCCAAUUUGAGAAAUUUACUGGGGAAUUGCCGGAAGAACAGAAAUUGGGGCUGUUGAUUUUUGCGGGUAUUACUUGGAUUUACUUGACGGCUAGACCUGGGGUUUUACUUGGUGCCAUUGAUGCGUAUAUUUUGGCACCUAUUCAAGUGGGGUUAGAUAGUUUGAGUGGGAAAAGGAAUUUCAAGAUGAAAGAUUUUUUGAUUGGGGAAAGGUUAGGUGAGGGUUCAUUUGGGAUUGUUUAUUCUGGGGUCAUUGUUCCCAAGAAUGUAAAUUUGGAUGAUAUUGUGAGGAAAAGAGGAUCAUCAGUGAAAUCAGUUAUCACAGAUUCAAGGUUCAAGGAAAAGGUCAUUCUUAAACAGGUAAAGAUUGGUGUUCAAGGUGCUGCAGAAUGUGGUGAAUUUGAAGAAUGGUUCAAUUAUAGGCUAUCAAGAGCAGCUCCUGAGACAUGUGCAGACUUUCUUGGAAGUUUUGUUGCUGAAAAAACUAACUCACGAUAUACUAAGGGUGAGAAAUGGCUUGUCUGGAAAUUUGAGGGAGAUCGGGACCUAGGUGAUUACAUGAAGGAUCGCGGCUUCCCCUUGAACAUUGAAUCUGUCAUGUUUGGUCGUGUCUUACAAGGAUUGGACUCAAUUCAACGGAAUGCACUAAUUAUCAAACAAAUCAUGCGUCAGAUUAUUACUUCCCUUAAGAAAAUCCAUGACACAGGUAUAGUCCAUAGAGAUGUAAAGCCAUCCAACCUAGUGGUCACGAAGAAGGGACAAAUCAAGCUGAUAGAUUUUGGGGCAGCAACUGAUCUUCGGAUUGGAAAAAAUUAUGUGCCUGACAAAGGGCUACUUGAUCCUGAUUAUUGUCCACCUGAACUCUAUGUAAUGCCAGAAGAAACUCCAAAACCACCACCAGAGCCAGUUGCUGCACUUCUUUCCCCAUUCUUAUGGCAGCUAAACAGUCCUGAUCUCUUUGACACGUAUUCUGCUGGAAUAGUGCUCAUGCAAAUGGCAGUACCAAGCUUAAGGUCUACAGCAGGCUUAAAGAACUUCAAUAUGGAACUAAAUGCAGUUGGAUAUGACUUGAAUAAUUGGAGAGAAAGGACUAGGACGAGGCCUGAUCUCAGUAUCCUUGAUCUCGACUCUGGUAGAGGGUGGGAUUUGGCUACGAAACUUAUUUCAGAGAGAGGUAGACGUUUAUCUGCUGCUGCAGCUCUUAGACAUCCUUAUUUCCUUCUAGGUGGUGACCAAGCUGCUGCAGUUCUCUCAAAACUUAGCUUCUCAAAAUAGGAGCACAACUUGAUGAUGCAAGUAGAACAUGUUGUGCUUGAUACUUGUUUCCCUCCUUGUUCUGCGGAUAUUCUUUUUGGUCUGAGACGUCUUCUCCUCGUUAUUAUAUGGAGUGAUUUAUUCUCCAUUUGUGCAGUUUGCUUCACAAGUUUCAAGUUUCUUUUACUGAUGAGCAGCUGCAUAGAGUCAUGAAGUGGUUCCAAACCUGAAAAUAAGAGAAGAUGCUAACAGGGCACAAUGACCUGCUAUUCUUUAGCUCUUUCUGCUGGAUGGUAUUAUGGCCAAAGUAUUUAUAAGAUCCAGAAAGAUAUUUGUAGUUUCCUCUUAUUGUUAAGGUAAAGAAAAAUCGGAAAUCAUACACAAUUACUUCUAACACUUUGUUGAAGGACAAGAAGAACUUUCAGCUUGUAGCAGUCAAGUUCUUUUUCCCUGCACGGCUAGCGCGAUCAGUAAGAAAUGUAUAAAAUUCUACAGUUAUAAAGAUCACCAUUUGCAGAGCUGCAA
Messenger RNA from Solanum stenotomum, 2225 nucleotides. Its product is annotated as serine/threonine-protein kinase STN8, chloroplastic. The transcript has 4 exons. The coding region runs from base 219 to 1721 and encodes 500 amino acids. NCBI's taxonomy places the organism in Eukaryota, Viridiplantae, Streptophyta, Magnoliopsida, Solanales, Solanaceae. The record is from RefSeq and is a predicted model, not a curated record. Gene Ontology annotation, molecular function: ATP binding; protein kinase activity. Gene Ontology annotation, biological process: protein phosphorylation.